AGGCUGUAUAGUUAUUGAAUUGUACAAUUGUCCUCCAGGUUGAGCGGGAAAAUCGACUUCGUUUCGUUUUCAUCCCGUGGUUGUAGGCAUACGAUAAUCAACCAAUAUUGAGGUAAGUACAACGUUUACAAGGAAUUGGAAGCUUUUUUAGAAAAAUUAAAGUGCUGUGGUGUAACAUUAAAGUGUAAUAGAUUAACCCACAUCAGUAACGUCCAAUACGUAUUAGCCGCAACGUUAAUGCAAAGGAAAUUCUACCAAUCACAGUAUGGCCAAGUGACCUUCAAGUGCUCAGCCUCUCCGUAAGACGCUUGCAUCUCUACACUCUCUCAGGUUGAGAUGGUUCACAGCUCUUCAUACAAGCCUUUUCUAAUUGGUGUUAGUGGGGGAGCCGCUUCAGGGAAGGUACUUCUCCUACAUGAUAUAACACUUUUAGACAGAAGCAUGUCAAAAAAUAAAAGACGUCUUGUUCAAGAAAGCAAAAGAAAAGAAAGUUGUGGUUCUCACCCUUUCAUCCUUUUAUCGUGAACUCUCUGAUGAAGAGCGUAAAAUGGCAUUAAAUAGCGAAUUCGAUUUCGAUCAUCCCAAUUCAUUUGAUUUCAAAUAUUUGGCCGAGGUUUUAAGAAAAAUCAAACAAAGGGAACCGGUAGUCUUGCAUACCUACGAUUGUUCUGCUUAUUCUAGUACUCCAGAUGUUCAAGAAAUCCCAGAAGAUGUUGAUGUUGUAAUUGUUGAAGGAAUAUUAACAUUCUAUCAAAAGGAAGUCAGAGAUUUAUUUCAUCUGAAAAUUUUUGUGGAAUCUGAUGCCGACACUAGACUUUGCAGGAAAGUUUUAAGAGAUGUUUCCACGAAAGGUCGUCGAUUGGAAUCCGUGCUCGAUAGUUACUUUAAGUACGUUAAACCGGCAUUUGAGGAGUUUUGUUUACCUACUAAGAAGUACGCUGAUGUGAUUCUACCUCGAGCUCCGGAUAAUCAAGUCGGCGUGGAUUUAAUUACUGAACACUUAUUACAGGUAGUUAAUGAAAUACCUUUCAUAGGUAACUCUCAACAAUCUGUACCACGUGUUAGAAAUCAAUCAGAAUCAUGUCUAGGCUCAGUUAGACCACACUAAUUAUCCUAUAUUAUCAAUUCACAUGUAUCGAGAUAUUUGUACAUACUCUGUGUGUAGUUUAUUUUACAAAUUUAUCAUAUCUAUCGCUUGUAGUUACAUGAUCUGAUAUAUAUUUAUAAGACACAAUUAUUACUUUCCACCUCACUUGUACAAUUAUUUUAUGACUUUUCUUUUGUUCUCCUAUUUCUAUUUUUUUUUUGAUUAGAUGCUUUGUGUUGACUGAUUAUUAUCUGUUAUUGUUUAAUGAAAUUCCACUUCAUCUGCCUUGAUAAUAAAACUUAGUUUCUCG
Molecule: messenger RNA, 1397 nt
Organism: Trichobilharzia regenti
Lineage: Eukaryota; Metazoa; Platyhelminthes; Trematoda; Strigeidida; Schistosomatidae
Source: the annotation of a GenBank genome assembly